This is a messenger RNA of Vicia faba (fava bean), 4047 nucleotides long. Lineage: Eukaryota; Viridiplantae; Streptophyta; Magnoliopsida; Fabales; Fabaceae. The record is from the annotation of a GenBank genome assembly.
AUGGAGGCGAAGAUUGCAGAUCUGGAGCAAGAGUUAUCGUUGAUGAAGGUUGCUUUUUCUGACUCCAUCGCUGAGGUUCAACAAACGGCGAGGGAGAACCAAAGAGCGUUGAUGCAGAUGAUGGAGAAGGUCCUUGGCAAAAAGGUGGUUGAAGUUGAUGAUGGUGUCUCGUCGGCGGUCAAGAAGGCUACAACAUCCUCAGAGUUGAAAGGUGAAGCUUUGGAUGAAUUUAGAAGAUCGGUUAAGAAGGUGGAGUUACCGGCGUUCUCCGGUGAUGAUCCAGCCGGAUGGAUCUCUAGAGCCGAAGUCUAUUUUCGUGUGCAGGACACAAGUGCUACAGUGAAGGUGGGGAUGGCGCAGUUGAGCAUGGACGGGCCAACCAUCCAUUUCUUUAACUCUCUGUUAGAGGAAAACCCAGAUCUGACAUGGGAGGAGUUCAAGGUGGAGCUUCUAGAGAGGUAUGGAGGUUUGGGAGAAGGAGACGUUUAUGAGCAACUUACGGAGAUUCGUCAAAAGGGUACGGUGGAAGACUAUAUACAAGAGUUUGAGCGUUUAACAGCUCAGAUUCCAAGGCUGCCUGACAAAAAGUACCUGGGGUAUUUUUUGCAUGGGUUAAAAGAUGAAAUCAGAGGUAGGGUUCGGAGUUUUGUGGCUAUGGGUCCACUUACAAGGAGCAAAUUAAUUCACGUUACCAGAGCAGUGGAAAGGGAGAUAAGUGGUGGGUCGGGCUGGAACCGGAAUCCGAAAAUAGGUGGGUCAAACCGGGUUAACCCGGGAAGACAUGGAGGUACAGAUUGGGUUUUUGUGAAAGGGGGUCAGAAUAGUGGAAAUCAUAAUGGGAUUGGGCCUAGAGGUGUUAAUGGCCCAAUUCAUGAAUCCAAACAUGGUACUGCAGAUAGGAGGAAGGGGGGUGUGCGUGAGAAGGGGUUUACCCAUUUGUCUUAUCAAGAACUAAUGGACCGGAAGAAAAAGGGCUUGUGUUACAAGUGUGGGGGCCCAUAUCAUCCUCUCCAUCAGUGCCCAGAUAAGCAGCUUCGUAUCAUGAUUGUGGAGGAGGAGGAAGGAGGAGAUGAUGAAGCGAAGUUGUUGGCGGUAGAGGUGGAGGAAUCUGAAGAGGAGCACGGUGGAGAGAUGAGUGUUAUGAGUCUCUUUGAACUGAAAGAGUCCCAACACGACAAAGUUCAUACACUCAAACUCAGAGCAACGAUCAAUGGCGUACCGGUGGUGGUGUUGGUUGACAGUGGGGCUACGCAUAAUUUCGUUGCGAAGUCCAUGGUUCAGAAGUUAGGGUGGCAAGUAGAGACCACACCAGAUUUUAGAAUCAAAUUGGGUGACGGGUUCCAAACCAUUACUAGAGGAAAGUGUACUCAAGUUUUAUUCAAAACUGGGGGAGUCACCUGUGAAAUUGAGGCGUAUCUAUUUGAUUUAGAUGGGGUGGAUGUAGUUGUGGGUAUGGCAUGGUUGAAAUCUUUGGGAGAUAUGAUAGUUAAUUGGAAUAAACAAACAAUGGAGUUUUGGCAUGAGGGGAAGUGGGUAAUGUUGAGAGGGAUAGAAGGAACAUCUGAAGCAAUACCGGCAUUGCAAAGCAUUGUAGGGAAGGCUAGCAAAGGCUACGACAAGAAAGGAUGGUCACUAGAUGCAACGUUGAGCAACACGGAAGGGCGGGCAGAGGUAGUGUUAGAGCAAUCCGUUAUGCAGGAAGUAUUGAAAUCUUUCGAUGACGUGUUCCAAGAACCUAAGGGUCUUCCUCCAUGUCGCUCAAGGGACCAUGCUAUCAAUUCAAUGGCAGGACAAGGUGAAUUAGCAGCUCUGGUCUCAUAUCCAAUUUGGGAGGAAGGCAAUGUGAUACAGGAAGAAAUCCACAUGGAUAAGGUUCUGCUGAAAAUCAUAGAGGAAUUGGAAGAAAAACCAGAUUCAAGACCAGGAUUUAAGUACAAACAAGAGGUUUUAUUUUAUGAGGAUCGUUUAGUGUUAUCUGCACAAUCUUCAUUGAUUCCCAAGAUGUUGGCUGAAUUUCAUAUUACUCCGGAAGUUGGAGAUUAUGCAGUGGAAAGUGAAUUGCCCCAAGAAGUUGAAGGGAGUUGUGUGGAGCAGUUUGUGCCUGAAGGAGUUUUAGACACACGUUUCAACGGGCUAGGAGAACAGAGAGUUAAACAAGUUUUAAUUCAGUGGACUAAUAGGGCGGCGGACGAGGCUACUUGGGAAGACAUGGAAACCAUAACAAAGCAAUUUCCUGAAUUUAACCUUGAGGACAAGGUAGCUUUUCUAGAAGGAGGUUCACAGUUUUUUCGGAAUGACACUAGGUUACGUGCUCUGCGCUUCUUGGACCACAUGCUUGAAAGAGAUAAUAUGCAGAAGUCAGAGUUCUUAAAAGCCUUGUCAGAUAUGUGGAAAGAUUUUGAUUCCCGUGUAUUACGAUACAAGGUCCUUCCACCACUUUGUGCAGAACUUAGGAAUGUAGUGAUACAGCCAAUGAUUCUACCAAUGGUUCUAACCAUUGCAGAGUCUCAGGACAAGAAUGAUUUUGAGCAAUCAACACUUCCCGCCCUUGACCCUGUCUUAAGCACUGCUUCUGGUGACACAAUGCUACUGCUUCUGAAGCAUGCCGAGCUAAUAAUAAACAAGACUACUCAAGAACAUUUAAUUUCACAUGUUCUUCCAAUGAUUGUUCGGGCCUAUGAUGAUAAUGAUGCACGUUUACAAGAAGAGGUCCUGAAAAAGACUGUAUCCCUUGCCAAACAACUUGAUGCCCAGUUGGUGAAACAAGUGAUUUUACCCCGUGUUCAUGGACUAGCACUCAAAACAACGGUUGCCGCGGUUAGAGUCAAUGCUUUGCUGUGCCUAGGAGAAAUGGUUAACCGACUUGAUAAACAUGCUGUCCUGGAAAUCUUGCAAACUAUUCAGCGCUGUACUGCUGUUGACCAUUCUCCUCCAACCCUUAUGUGUACCCUUGGGGUUGCAAAUUCUAUUUUUAAGCAGUUUGGAGUAGAAUAUGUUGCUGAACAUGUUCUUCCAUUGCUUAUGCCACUCCUGACUGCUCAACAACUCAAUGUUCAACAGUUUGCCAAAUAUAUGCUUUUUGUCAAGAAUAUUCUCCAGAAGAUAGAAGAGAAGCGGGGAGUUGUUGUGACUGAUUCUGGACUCCCAGAGGUAAAAUUAUCUCCUGCAGUGAAUGGCCUUCAGGUUGAUGCUCCGAGGACAAUCAACAGCACUAUUGCUACUCCAACAAAAAGCAGCUCCUCUUGGGAUGCAGAUUGGGGAACCAAAACAGCGAGAACUACCAAUUAUGUUCAUAAUCCUACUAAUACAUCUAGUCAGUCAGUGAUAGGAAACCCUGUGGGUCAAGUGGCAUCUUUACAAAAUCAUAUGUCCUUAUCUGGUGUAUCUAAUCAACAGACAGCCAAAUCAUGUCCUUCAGUAGAUUUAGAGUGGCCGCCUCGUGCAUCUUCAGGUGUUACCUCACAAUUUGGUGAUACAGAAAGGCAAACAGUUGCAGUAGGAACCUCAUCCACAUCUAAUCAUGAAGAUGAUGAUCCUUUUGCCGACUGGCCUCCGCGCCCUAGUGGCCCAUUAUCUGGUGGAAUUGGAAAUCCCAACAAUGGUACUUCAGGAAUGCCACUAAACAAAUUAGGGCAUAAUUCAAUGACAAGCAAUUCAAGCAAUCUUCAAGCCAGCAACAAUUGGUCUGUCAACUCCCAAAAUUCUCUGGAAUCUAUCAGUUUGAACCCAAGGAAUGCUGCUAGUUCAUCUAUUAGUAACCUGAAUAAUGGCUUUCAACCUCAGAGUCCUCUUGGGUUCCAAAAACAAAGUCAGGCCUUUCCAGCAUUGAAUGCUGUUUCGUCAUCAUACAAUAACGUUAAAUCAACUGAUCUUGGAUCAAUAUUUUCUUCCAACAAGAAUGAACAAAUUGCACCUAGACUUGCCCCACCCCCUUCAACCACAGUGGGUAGAGGGCGGGGAAGAGGGAGGGGUGCUACUUCAACCAAACAGCCCUCUCAUACAAAAUCAAGCACUGAGCAGCCACACCUUUUGGAUUUGUUGGGGUAA